AUGGCCACAGCGACGAACAUUUCCGGAGGAGAAGGUGUCGUUCCCGCGGCGGUGCGCACGCGGUUGGCCGAGGAGCGGGACGUGCCCCGCCUCAUGCAAAUUGUGAACUGGGCCUACCGAGGUGCCGACCCGGCCGCAACGGCGGAGGAGGCCAAGGAGGCCAGGCCCAACCGCGCGUGGACCACUGAGUCGCACCUCGUGGCCGGCCUGCGCACCACCGUCGACGAGCUCCGGCGCCUGGUCGCCUCCGACCCCGCUCGCGCCGCCUUCUUCGUCGCCGAGGUGGCCACGCUCGACGGCAAGGAGAAGGAAGAGGAGAAGGAGCAGUGGGACGUCGCAGGGUGCGUGCUGGUCGAGAAGGCAGACGACGGCGGUCACCUGGGCAUGUUCGCGGUCGACCCCGCCCGACAGGCGCUCGGGCUCGGGCGCCGCCUGAUGGCCGAGGGAGAGGCGCACAUCUGGGAGGUCUUCGGCUGCGAGGCCAUCGUGCUCCACGUCGUCAGCGUGCGCCCCGAGCUGCUGGCCUACUACCAGCGGCGCGGCUACGUCGACACCAACCAGACCGAGCCCUUCCCGACCUCCGUCUACAAGCCACUCGUGCCCGAGGGCCUCCACUUCCGCAUCCUCAAGAAGUACCGCACCACCGCCACCGCCCAAUAA
Molecule: messenger RNA, 660 nt
Organism: Acanthamoeba castellanii str. Neff
Lineage: Eukaryota; Discosea; Longamoebia; Acanthamoebidae
Product: acetyltransferase, GNAT family protein
Exons: 2
Coding region: 1-660 (219 amino acids)
Molecular function (GO): acyltransferase activity, transferring groups other than amino-acyl groups
Source: RefSeq, a predicted model, not a curated record